CACCGGUUUCGCUCGGAUCGACAGCGGCGACAAGAGGAUGACGCUGCUCAUCCAGGAGGCCCAAGAUGAAAGGGAGGAUGUACAGAAGAAAACCUUUUCCAAAUGGAUCAACUCACAGCUGGCAAAGAAGAAACUGGAGCCGGUCACCGAUCUGUUCUUCGACCUGCGGGACGGCUCCAAACUGCUGGCGCUGCUGGAGGUGCUCACCGAAAAACCAUGCAAAAAGGAGAAAGGCAAGAUGCGGGUGCACCACCUCAACAACGUCAACAACGCCCUGCAAAUAUUACGGGACUACAGAAUCAAGCUGGUCAACAUCAACAAUAACGACAUCGUGGACGGCAACCCGAAGCUGACGCUGGGCCUGGUCUGGAGCAUCAUCCUGCACUGGCAGGUGCAGGACGUCCUGAAGGGCAUUAUGAAGGAGGCCAAGCAGACGAACCUGGAGAAGACGCUGCUGGCCUGGUGUCGCCAGAUGACGCAGGGUUACGAGGGCGUGGACAUUCGCAACUUCACCACCAGCUGGACGGACGGACUGGCCUUCAACGCGCUUAUCCACAAGUUCGAGCCGGAGCUGUUCGAUUACGACACGCAGCUGCACAAGCCACCGGCGCAGCGGCUCGAGUAUGCCUUCAAACUGGCGCACAAGUACCUCAACAUCGACCGCCUGCUCGACCCGGAAGACGUCAACACCACCUACCCGGACAAGAAGUCGAUCAUGACGUACGUCAUGUGUCUGUUCCAAGUCCUGCCGCACGAUACCGUCGACAUGCAGUUCGCCGACCCGAGCUAUGCCCCGCCGCUGCCCCGCAGACAGGCGGAGGCGGCGCGGCCGGCGCGACCCUCGUCGUUCCUCUCGUCCGGCUCCGGUGUGGACAUCAACACGUACUCGACCAUCCUGGAGGAGGUGCUCGGCUGGCUGGCCGACGCCGGCGCGCGGCUCGAGGCGCCCGACGGCGACUCUGACAGCCUGGCGCACGUCAAGAGCCGCUUCAAAGCGCAUGAGGCCUACAUGGUGGAGCUGACGGAGCGCAAGGCGGACAUAUUCGAGGUGCUGGACGAGGGGAAGCGGCUGCUGACGGAGAAGGUGACGGCCGAGGAGGAGGCCGAGAUCCGCGAGCAGAUGCGGCUGCUGACGCUGCGUUGGGAGGAGCUGCGACAGCGCGCCAUCGAGACGCAGACACAACUGCAGUCGCGCCUGGCCCAGGUGCAGCUCUCGGCCAUGGACGCGCUGCGCUCCUGGCUGACGGGCAUGGAGAACCGGAUCUCGCUGACGGCUCCGCUGGGCCCCGACCUGUCCACUCUGCCGGCGCAGGCGGCCGAGCACGCAGCCCUGGCCGCGGAGGUGGGCCGCUGGAAGCCGCACGUCACCGAACUGUUCGACGUGCUGGUGGUGGAGGAAGACGGCGACGACAGCGAGUUUGCCAACCUGGAGGACCACCUGUCUGUGCUGUCGGAGCGGUGGAACUUCACCGUCAGCUGGAGCGAGCAGCGCGAGCAGCACAUAGCGCAGCUGCAGCGGCACUGGCCGCAGCUGCACGAGCAGCUGGCGCAGCUCAAGGACUGGGUGGACGGCCAGGAGGCACGCCUGAAGGCCAUGGAGGCCGAGCCGACCACUGAGCAGCAGGCGCUCCAGCAGCAGGGCAGCCAGCUGCAGGUGGGUGAACAGUCGCGGCUAGUUGAGAUAGCUCCCCGGACCCGUUGCUUCAAUAUUGAAGUGUUGGCUCGGAUCUCGGUCUAG
Amphibalanus amphitrite is the source of this 1738-nucleotide messenger RNA. RefSeq names its product utrophin-like. Gene Ontology annotation, biological process: synaptic signaling. Gene Ontology annotation, molecular function: protein binding. The transcript is spliced from 11 exons. Gene Ontology annotation, cellular component: plasma membrane. The record is from RefSeq and is a predicted model, not a curated record. Lineage: Eukaryota; Metazoa; Arthropoda; Thecostraca; Balanomorpha; Balanidae. Bases 38 to 1738 code for a protein of 566 amino acids.